Emericellopsis atlantica is the source of this 2362-nucleotide messenger RNA. RefSeq lists its product as uncharacterized. The coding region runs from base 318 to 2171 and encodes 617 amino acids. The record is from RefSeq and is a predicted model, not a curated record. The transcript has 8 exons. Gene Ontology annotation, biological process: L-leucine biosynthetic process. NCBI's taxonomy places the organism in Eukaryota, Fungi, Ascomycota, Sordariomycetes, Hypocreales, Bionectriaceae. Gene Ontology annotation, molecular function: 2-isopropylmalate synthase activity. Gene Ontology annotation, cellular component: mitochondrion.
CAUUGGCAAGCACGGGCUUAGACAUGCAUGAAAAUAUGCCGUGGAUGCUCAGCUCAGGUAUGCCAGAUCAUCCCAGAAAGUCACCCUGAGCUCUGCACCCCACUAUCUCAAGUCAAUACCCGACAAUGUAUGGCCGCCCCACACCGUGACUCAAAUCUUUCUACCACCUCUCCUCCGGUUCAGGCCGGCUGUUCCUCCAUACCUCUCAAAGUUGCGGCUAGGCUCGCUUGCUCUAAACAUUGAUUGUCUGCCUAUAUAUCGCAUCGGAAUCGUCAAAUCGUCUUGCGUUCGUCAAAGACCAUUGCGCAGCAACAAAGAUGCCAUUCCUCAAGGAACCGUGGAAGAAAUACCAGGCUUUCAAGCCGCUGCGUCUGCCGAAUCGAAAAUGGCCUGACAGGGUCAUCGAGAAGCCCCCUCGCUGGCUGUCGUCCUGCCUUCGCGAUGGAAACCAGAGUCUGCAACAACCAAUGAACGGCGAUGAGAAAUGGCGUUUCUUCAAGAUGCUCUGCGAGCUCGGAUACAAGGAGAUUGAGGUCUCAUUUCCCUCCGCCUCCGAAACCGACUUUGACUUCACCCGUCGCCUGGUCGAGACGCCAGGCGCUGUACCCGACGACGUCUUUCUCCAAGUCCUCUCCCCGUGCCGCCCCGACCUCAUCCGCAAAACAGUUGAAUCCGUGCGCGGCGCGAAGAAUGCUACGAUCCACAUCUACCUCGCGACGAGUGCGUGUUUCCGACAAGUUGUCUUUGGAUACACCGAGGAGCAGACGCUGAACCUGGCGGUGGAAUGCACAAAGCUCGUCCGGUCCCUGACCAAGGACAACCCAGACGCCGCCGACACGAAAUGGCAGUUUGAGUUCUCACCCGAGUGCUUCUCCGACACCGAUCCCGAUUAUGCCGUCAAGGUGUGCAGCGCCGUCAAGGCGGCAUGGGAACCCAGCGCGGCAAAGAACGAUCAGAUCAUCUUCAACUUGCCCGCGACAGUGGAGCUUGCGACGCCCAAUAUUUACGCCGAUAUGAUUGAAUAUUUCUGCGACAACAUUGGCGAUAGGGAGGACGUCUGUGUGUCUCUGCACCCCCACAACGAUCGUGGCACAAGUGUCGCGGCCGCAGAGCUGGGUCAGAUGGCGGGAGCGGACCGAGUAGAAGGCUGCUUGUUUGGUAAUGGCGAGAGAACCGGAAAUGUCGACCUGGUCACUCUGGCUCUGAACCUAUACACCCAGGGUGUCAGCCCGGGGAUCGACUUUUCGGAUCUCAACUCGGUGAUUGAAAUGGUCGAAGCAUGCACAAGGAUUCCCGUGCACGAGCGUGCUCCCUACGGCGGGAGCCUGGUCUGUGCCGCGUUCUCGGGCAGCCAUCAAGACGCGAUCAAGAAGGGUUUCCAGAACCGACAAAAGCAGGGCCUGUCCGCCGAAGACCCAUGGCAAGGGAUGCCUUACCUGCCCCUGGAUCCCCAGGACAUUGGUCGUACCUACGAGGCGAUCAUCCGCGUCAACUCCCAGUCCGGAAAGGGCGGCGCAGCCUUUAUUGUGCACUCCAAGUUGCAGCUCGACCUUCCCCGUGGCCUGCAAGUCGCAUUCUCGAGGAUUGUGCAGCAGCGCGCUGAGGAGCUGGGACGCGAGCUCAAGCCCGAGGAGAUUACCAACCUAUUCAAAAAGUCGUACUUCCUCGACGAAACCCCCCGAUUCAACCUCAUCGACUACGCCAUCACGCCUGACAGGGCGCCAUCACCGGCCCCUGCCACCCUAGGCCAGACGCAAGACACCAAGAGUCUCAUGCGUAUCUUUGAGGGUGUCCUGAUGGCCGAUGGACAAGAGUACAAGCUGCGUGGUCGUGGCAACGGGCCGAUCUCUAGCAUGGUCGCGGCCCUGAAGCCAGUUGGCCUAGACUUUGACGUCCAGGACUACAAGGAGCACGCCAUUGGUGAGGGUAGGGGUGUCAAGGCCGCCUCCUACAUUGAGUGCAAGCCUUCGGGCAGCAAGCAGACGGUCUGGGGUGUGGGCAUCCACGAAGAUGUGGUCCAGAGCUCUCUGAUGGCUCUGCUGAGCGCUGCAAGCAAUUUUAUCACCAGCCGGCCCAACAGCCCCCUCCUGAAGCCUGCAGACGCAGUCACCGCGGCCCAGGACGCACCUAGUAUUGUCUCCGUUCUGGAGGAAAAGGCCAACGGUAUCUGAGUGGAGUUGAGAAAGGGGAGAAUAAAAGUUUUACGAGACAGUCCCGUUGGCAGUAGCAGCAACGAAUAGUGGACAGGAAAUGUUGGGAUCCAGGUGGGUUGAUUGAGCACUGGGUUCUGCACGGGUGUUUAUGCGGUUUUGACAGCAAGCUGAAUGAAAGAUGCAAUUCGAGUACCCGCUCAGGCGGUCGU